UUUGUGUUUUUGCUACUUUUUAUUGUUUGCUUUAUAUCUGUACAUUUGCUUUUGUGCUCGCUUCUUUCUUCUUCUUCUUCUUUUGUUUCUUUUGCUUUGGCCUGUGAGUUUUGUGAAGCUCUUUUUGGAAGCUUCAACAAUGGCAGCAGACAUUACCCACCCUCCCAUGGAACAGCUCCAAGACCUUGAAUAUUGCAUAGACUCCAACCCUCCUUGGGCUGAAACCAUCUUAUUAGCAUUUCAAAAUUACAUCCUAGUGCUGGGCACAAGUGUUAUGAUUCCAACAAUGCUCGUCCCUGCAAUGGGUGGAAAUGAUGGGGACAAAGUAAGAGUCAUGCAAACUCUCCUCUUUGUGGCUGGCAUUAAUACACUUCUGCAAGCACUUUUUGGAACCAGGUUGCCAGCGGUUGUUGGAGGGUCCUUUGCUUAUGUCAUUCCCAUAGCUUACAUAGUAAGCGACUCCAAUUUGCAACGGAUUAGUGAUCCUCAUGAAAGAUUUAUACAAACUAUGCGAGCCAUCCAAGGAGCUCUAAUUGUAGCCUCUAGCAUACAAAUAGUCUUGGGUUACAGCCAACUGUGGGGUCUCUUUUCACGAUUCUUCAGUCCUCUUGGUAUGGCACCUGUGGUUGCAUUGGUUGGCUUGGGACUCUUUCAACGAGGAUUUCCUGCAUUGGGCAAUUGUGUGGAAAUUGGCAUACCGACACUGUUGUUGGUCAUUGGAUUGUCACAGUAUUUAAAGCAUGUGAGGCCAUUUAGAGAUGUCCCUAUUUUUGAACGGUUCCCAGUGUUGAUCUGUGUCACAAUCAUGUGGAUAUAUUCCCUCAUCUUGACUGCCAGUGGGGCUUAUCGAGACAAGCCCACUAGAACGCAAAUCAGUUGUCGUACUGACAGAGCAAAUCUUAUAUCUACUGCCCCAUGGUUCAAGUUCCCAUACCCUCUGCAGUGGGGUCCACCGACAUUUUCAGCUGGUCAUUCAUUUGCUAUGAUGUCAGCGGUCCUUGUUUCUAUGGUUGAGUCAACUGGUGCAUACAAGGCAACUUCUAGGUUGGCAAUUGCUACUCCACCUCCUGCUUAUGUAUUGAGCCGGGGUAUUGGUUGGCAGGGAAUAGGAAUCUUGCUCGAUGGUCUUUAUGGAACGGGCACUGGUUCUACUGUUUCUGUGGAAAAUGUUGGCCUCCUUGGAUUAACCCGAGUUGGAAGUCGCAGAGUUAUUCAAAUUUCUUCUGGCUUUAUGAUAUUCUUCUCUAUCCUAGGAAAAUUUGGGGCUGUGUUUGCAUCUAUACCCUUCCCAAUAUUUGCUGCAUUGUACUGUGUUCUCUUUGGCCUUGUGGCUUCUGUUGGGUUAUCAUUUCUUCAAUUCACAAACAUGAACUGUAUGAGAAAUCUCAUUAUUACUGGGCUUUCACUGUUCCUCGGGAUAUCCAUCCCUCAGUUUUUCAAUGAAUAUUGGAAUCCUUCACAGCAAGGUCUUGUUCAUACCGACGCCGGAUGGUUCAAUGCAUUUCUCAAUACCAUAUUCUCUUCUCCGCCAACGGUGGGUUUGAUCGUUGCAGUGUUUCUUGACAACACAUUAGAAGUAGAGAAGUCAAAGAAAGAUAGAGGGAUGCCAUGGUGGGUGAAGUUCAGAACAUUUCGAGGUGAUAACAGAAAUGAAGAGUUCUACACUUUGCCUUUCAAUCUCAACAGGUUUUUCCCACCAACAUAGCGAGUUCAGAGAGUACCAGCAAAACAACCUAAUAUCUCUUGCACGGCAAUUGAAUUAAUCUGAUUAAUCAGUUUUCUUUGGAGCUUGUGUAAAUCCAUGAUCACCAUGAAAAUUGUCUUUGCAAAUUUUCAAGUCCCUGGCAUUUUAUAUUUUGUAGGGCCAAAUCUUGUGACAUGGUCCGGACUAGAAUUGUAGCUCAUCAUUUGAUCCAUGCUUAAGUGAUGCAAUAAGAAAGGAAAUCCAUUCUCUCUA
Molecule: messenger RNA, 1957 nt
Organism: Juglans microcarpa x Juglans regia
Lineage: Eukaryota; Viridiplantae; Streptophyta; Magnoliopsida; Fagales; Juglandaceae
Product: nucleobase-ascorbate transporter 1
Exons: 14
Coding region: 140-1705 (521 amino acids)
Biological process (GO): transmembrane transport
Cellular component (GO): membrane
Molecular function (GO): transmembrane transporter activity
Source: RefSeq, a predicted model, not a curated record